GCUUGCGAUCGCACUGUUCAACGUAUAAGUGUGUGAAUGUUGCGAACUACACCCUCGGUUUUUUCCAUUUGAAUAUCGGUUUAUGUAUGAAUGACAAAAAAUAGAGACGAGAGCCCAAAUGGCGUCCAAAUUUACACAGCCAAAAGCUCAGCGCAUUUUUUAAGAUAGCGCGUUCAGCAACUGUCAGCACGCAUGCCGAGUGGCGUAGUGCACGAGCAGUCGAGAGGAAGUGGUGGGUGAUCUGGGUCCGCACCUUUUCCGGUCGCUCAGAACCGCUGUGAGACGGAAAAGAGAGAGAGAGGGAGCAGGCGAAAGAGAGGUGAGAGCGGAGAGGAGCAGUCUGGGGGUACGGUGGCUGCGCCAAAUGCAGGGAGAAGAGGAGAGGAAGCUCUCGAAUGAAUCAAUGACCUUUGGAGUUGUUGCGGCUCCAGCGAUUUUGUUUCCGAUACGAGUGUGAGCGACUGGUUUGGGGACAGGAUCAAGAAGAAGCCCCAGAAUAUCGCGCUGCUUGCCCGGCAUUUGCUGAUCGGAACAAGGGCGAGAGCUCUCGACAGACCAGGAGGAAGUCGGAACUACAGCAGGCUUUUGCUAGGGCCUGCCUCUCUUUGAAGCCUCGUCGUUGUAGGACCUCACACUUUUUCUUUCUUUUUCCGAUUUUUUGUCCCCAGAUCUAACCCGGAGUAUUUUACUCCUGGCAACGUUAUGUGGAUUCAAAUCGACUUAUUGCAGAUUCUCAAAACCCCAAACUAGGAAAUUGGCUACAUAGCCAGUGUGGAGAGAGAAAAACUCUGAAUGUGGGUUUUCGAGAAGUUAGCGAGCUAGCUACCUCCCACACCAUCUCUUACAGUUACUGGAUUACUCCUAUACGUCGUCUAACUGCAUUCAGUCUUGUAUGACUUCCAUCACAAGUGAACUAAAAGCUCUUCCUGUAACUGUAAACGGAUGUUUGCCAUUUGUAAGUAACUUUGUCACUGCGGAUUACAUUGAUUGCCUGUCUAAGCCCGACGCUUGGUUGCAGAAGUAUCCAAAUAGAUGGCUAGCAACCUUUCUACCACCGCACCAUUGCUAAGACCUACCUUCUGUGGUUUAGUCCUAUAGUUCGGAUACAUUUUUUGUCCAGUGGAUAAUUUCACACUCGGUCUGUUGGCUUUAGGAAAAAAGCUAUACUUAACGCAGCUCUGCACUGUUUGGCUCUUGGAAACACGUAAAGGACAAAACACAUUUUCUCUGGAAAAGGUGGAUAUUUAUGCACAGUUUACAAAAUGGGGAAGAUGCUGUCAAAAAUCUUUGGCAACAAGGAGAUGAGAAUAUUGAUGCUUGGACUUGAUGCAGCGGGGAAGACCACUAUCCUUUACAAACUGAAACUGGGACAGUCCGUCACCACCAUUCCCACCGUUGGGUUCAACGUGGAGACUGUCACCUACAAAAACGUGAAAUUCAAUGUGUGGGAUGUCGGAGGACAGGACAAGAUCCGGCCCCUGUGGCGGCACUACUAUACGGGGACGCAGGGGUUAAUUUUCGUGGUGGAUUGUGCGGAUAGGGAUCGGAUAGACGAGGCGAGGCAGGAGCUGCACCGCAUCAUUAAUGACCGGGAGAUGCGGGACGCCAUCAUCUUGAUUUUCGCCAAUAAGCAAGACCUGCCGGAUGCCAUGAAGCCACACGAGAUCCAGGAGAAACUGGGUUUGACCCGGAUCAGAGAUAGGAAUUGGUACGUGCAGCCGUCCUGCGCGACCACGGGCGACGGACUAUACGAGGGCCUCACUUGGCUAACUUCAAAUUACAAAUCCUAAUGCUCGAGAGUGACUGUUUAGAACAAGCGAAAAAAAAUAAUAGAGGCAAUUAACAAAUAACAUGGCUUCUCGGAAGAAGAUAUAAUUAAGAGAAGUUUGAUUAUCUCCCGUUUUUGAUGAAUACUAUUACCCCAUAACGAUUUUUUUCUUAAAAACAAAAAAGACUGACUUGUUUG
Messenger RNA from Megalops cyprinoides (Indo-Pacific tarpon), 1966 nucleotides. It is a transcript of the gene arf6a, whose product is annotated as ADP-ribosylation factor 6a. Gene Ontology annotation, cellular component: cytoplasm. Gene Ontology annotation, biological process: intracellular protein transport; vesicle-mediated transport. NCBI's taxonomy places the organism in Eukaryota, Metazoa, Chordata, Actinopteri, Elopiformes, Megalopidae. The coding region runs from base 1263 to 1790 and encodes 175 amino acids. The record is from RefSeq and is a predicted model, not a curated record. The transcript has 2 exons. Gene Ontology annotation, molecular function: GTPase activity; GTP binding.